Molecule: messenger RNA, 1250 nt
Organism: Ceratotherium simum simum (southern white rhinoceros)
Lineage: Eukaryota; Metazoa; Chordata; Mammalia; Perissodactyla; Rhinocerotidae
Gene: PPIC
Product: peptidylprolyl isomerase C
Biological process (GO): protein peptidyl-prolyl isomerization; protein folding
Cellular component (GO): cytoplasm; intracellular membrane-bounded organelle
Molecular function (GO): peptidyl-prolyl cis-trans isomerase activity; cyclosporin A binding
Source: RefSeq, a predicted model, not a curated record
CGCAGGCGCAGCUGGCCGGGAGUCCCGCCAACAGUCCUGGCGCCUGCGGUCGCGCCCGAGCCGCUGCCACCACUGCCACCGCUCACCAUGGACCCGGGUCCCCGGCUGCUGCUACCUCUCAUGCUCUGCAUGGGGCUCGGCGCGCUCGUGUCUUCUUCGGGGGCCUCGGGAGUUCGCAAGCGAGGCCCCUCGGUGACAGCCAAGGUCUUCUUUGAUGUGAGGAUUGGAGACAAAGAUGUUGGCAGAAUUGUGAUUGGCCUCUUUGGAAAAGUUGUGCCCAAGACUGUGGAAAAUUUUAUUGCUCUGGCAACAGGAGAGAAAGGAUAUGGAUAUAAAGGAAGCAAAUUUCAUCGUGUCAUCAAAGAUUUCAUGAUUCAAGGAGGAGACUUCACCAGUGGAGAUGGCACUGGCGGUAUAAGCAUUUACGGUGAGACAUUUCCAGAUGAGAACUUCAAACUGAAGCAUUACGGCAUUGGGUGGGUCAGCAUGGCCAAUGCUGGGCCUGACACCAACGGCUCUCAGUUCUUUAUCACCUUGACCAAGCCCACCUGGUUGGAUGGCAAACAUGUGGUAUUUGGAAAAGUCAUCGAUGGAAUGACAGUGGUCCACUCCAUAGAACUGCAGCCAACUGACGGGCACGACCGUCCGCUCACCGACUGCUCCAUCGUCAACAGUGGCAAGAUAGACGUGAAGACGCCCUUCGUGGUUGAGGUUGCUGACUGGUGAUACAACUGGCAGAAAACAAGAAACACACUCUGGCAGGGAUGUGUGUGUGUGUGUGUGUCUUUUCAUUCUUCAAAGUUACUGUUUGGCUUUGUUUUUUCACUUUCUUCUGUUUUCCACCCCAGAUCAUAGGAAAGUAUACCUGUGCUUACCUACCUAUAAAAUCAUCCACUCAAAGUUUAGUUUGCAUGACUUUUGGUAAAUCACUUAUUUAAGGAUUUUGCACUUAAAAGACAUAUCCUCUUCCUCCAAUGGUGCUGUUUUUAAACUAGAAAACUUUGUACUGGCUAUCUUCUUUUGAAGAAUACAAUCAUUAUUUUGCUGAAUUAAUUGUGAUGCCCAAGUUGAGUGAUGCUAAAGAAUUCUCUGAAAAAAAUGGGGACAUGAAGUUUAUUUUGUAUUCAAACAGAAUUCUUUUUGGGUAAGGGGAGAUUUGAUUAGUAUAAUUUGAUAUAUGUCAUAGGGACUUUUACCUGAUAAAAGGCGCUUUGGUCUUCUUUAUAAUAAAUACUUUUUAUAUAGAUCAA